AUGGAGUCCGCGGAGGACUGGCUAGUGGAAUCCUUGCGCUUGUACCAGGAUUUCCAUGCAUUUGACCUCCCAGGAGCCACUCGAGUCCUGGAAUGGAUUGGUGACACAGGAGUUUUUGUUGCUGGCUAUGAAAAGUUGAAAAGAAAUGAAAUUCUUCACCUGACAUUACCUCCCCGACUUUCUGUAAAAGAAAACCAGGGCUUACUCCCGGAAAGAGAUUUCAAGGUGUGCCACGGAGGAUUUUCAGACAGGGCUAUCUUUGAUCUGAAGCACGUGCCCGACACCAGGUUGCUGGUGACCAGUGGCCUUCCAGGUUGUCACCUGCAGGUAUGGCAGAUCGCAGAGGACAGCGAUGUCAUUGCAGCUGUCAGCACCAUUGCUGUGCCUGAGAAAGAGGGGAGUCUCUGGCCGAGGAUCGCCAUCUGCCCGUCAGAGGCACCUGGAGUCCUCCACGGGGCGCAGCUCAGCGGCCUGAAGGUGGUGGAUCUGGAAUCCCAGAAGGUCACGUACACCUCAGGCGUCGGUGACAGUGAGGAGCUGAGUAGCCUGCAGGUCCUGGACGCAGACACCUUUGCCUUCUGCUGCACCUCGGGCCGGCUGGGGCUCGUUGACACCCGCCAGAAGUGGGCGCCGGCAGAGAAUGCCAGCCCCAGCCCCCGGUCCAGUGGAGGGAGGUGGUGUGCAGACGUCAGGGCCAAGGGCCAGGGCCCUGGGCCCAGCAUUGCCAGCCUGUGCUCAGAUGGGCAGCUUUGUCUUCUUGACCCUCGGGAUCUCUGCCAUCCGGUGCGCUCAGUGCAGUGCCCAGUGUCCACGCCCAGCCCGGACCCAGAGCUGCUGCGAGUGACCUGGGCUCCAGGCCUGGACAACUGCUUGGCCGUUUCAGGUUUCGAUGGGACAGUCCACAUCUAUGACGUCACGUCCCGGGAUGGAACGGAGGGCCCCGAAGAGCCUCUCUUCACUCACAGAGGUCACCUCUUCCUGGAGGACCAGGGGACGGGCGCUGCUCCGCUGGUCACCACCCACACCUGGCACCCCUGCAAGCCAAGGACUCUGUUGUCGGCAGCAAGCGACGCCUCCGUGCAAGUGUGGGAAUGGGUGGACCCCCGGGCCUCCCGCUGA
This is a messenger RNA of Pipistrellus nathusii (Nathusius's pipistrelle), 1119 nucleotides long. Lineage: Eukaryota; Metazoa; Chordata; Mammalia; Chiroptera; Vespertilionidae. The record is from the annotation of a GenBank genome assembly.